Stegastes partitus (bicolor damselfish) is the source of this 921-nucleotide messenger RNA. RefSeq names its product germ cell-specific gene 1-like protein. Gene Ontology annotation, cellular component: plasma membrane. The record is from RefSeq and is a predicted model, not a curated record. NCBI's taxonomy places the organism in Eukaryota, Metazoa, Chordata, Actinopteri, Pomacentridae. The coding region runs from base 1 to 921 and encodes 306 amino acids. The transcript has 5 exons.
AUGAGGCUAGAGCGCGGGCGGCGGGCUUCUCUGGCGCUCACCCUCAACUUUGUGGCGUUUGCUUUUGCCUUAUCAGCGGUGACCACCAGCUACUGGUGCGAGGGGACCAGGAAGGUGGCCAAGCCCUUCUGCACAGGCCCGCCGUUGAAGGUGAAGCAGUGGUUCUGCAUCCGCUUCAACAGCUCCAACCUCAACGACAGCCGCCUGGUGCAGUACAUCUUCGAGACGGGAGAGGAGAAGUUUCUUUUGAGGAAGUUCCACACGGGAAUAUUUUUCUCCUGCGAGCAGGCCGCCGACAUGAACGGCUUUGACUGUCGAGAUUUCUCAGAGAUUGCACCUGAACAUGAAAGAGGGGUGCUGUGGUUGUGCAUCGUCGCUGAGAGCCUGUACCUCAGCCUGCUCUUCGCGGGCGGGGCUCUGAUGACCCUGGAGCAGUGCCCCUGCUUUAGCGUCAUGAACAAGCUGAAGCUCAGUGCCUUCGCUGCCUUGUGCACUGCCCUGUCAGGCCUUUGUGGGAUGGUGGCCCACAUGAUGUUUACCACCAUAUUCCAGCUGGCCGUCGCUAUGGGACCAGAGGACUGGAGGCCGAAGACCUGGGACUACAGCUGGUCUUAUGCCUUGGCGUGGGGCUCUUUUGGUACCUGCAUGGGCUCCGCAGUGACAGCGCUGAACAGGUACACAAAGACCAUCAUAGAGUUUAAAUACAAGCGGCGGAACAUUGAAAAGAGCCUGAUGAUCAAGCAGAAGAUGAUGGAGAUGGACCUCCCAGAGCAGAUGUGGGACAUGUACCUGACUGCUGUGCCGGCUGAUGCUGAGGCACCGCCAGAACUGCCAAUCAACGGCCACAAGCCAUCCACAGGAACAGAGUACGUGGUCGAAAUGGAUAAUGCACCAGAACAACAAGGAGAAGCAUACUGUUGA